Molecule: messenger RNA, 2128 nt
Organism: Trichoderma virens Gv29-8
Lineage: Eukaryota; Fungi; Ascomycota; Sordariomycetes; Hypocreales; Hypocreaceae
Exons: 1
Coding region: 26-1696 (556 amino acids)
Biological process (GO): transmembrane transport
Molecular function (GO): transmembrane transporter activity
Source: RefSeq, a predicted model, not a curated record
CCAAACCUCAACGUUUACAGCCAAGAUGCGCAACAUUGGUACCGGCAUCAGCAACUGGCGGCUCACCGCCACCAUGGUGGUCUUGUUCAUGAGCAUGCUCACCGCGAAUCUCGACACGACCAUCCUCGCGACCGCCAUUCCCAAGAUCACGGAUGAGUUCAACUCCUUAGACGACAUGGGCUGGUACGGCUCGUCGGCUUUCCUGACCUUCGCCGCCUUCCAGACAACGUGGGGCAAGGUCUUCAAGUACUUCAACAUGAAAUGGUCCUACGCACUCACCAUUGUCAUCUUCGAGCUCGGCAGUAUCGUCUGCGCCGUCGCCCAGAACAGCACGACUCUCAUCGUUGGCCGCGCCAUCGCCGGCAUGGGCGCCGCCGGCCUGACCACCGGCACCUUCGUCAUCAUCGGCUACACCGUCAUAGAGGAGCUCCGCCCUGCCUUCAUGGGUGUCCUGGGUGCUACCUACACGCUGGCCUCGUUUGUCGGCCCCAUUGUCGGCGGCGCCUUUACUGAACGCCUCACCUGGCGCUGGUGUUUCUGGAUCAACCUCCCCAUUGGAGGAGUCGCGUUGGCUCUCCUCAUCCCCUUUUACCGCAAUCCAGAUCACGCCAAGCCCCUGCAGGCCACAUGGAAGGAGACGAUCCUACAGUUAGACCUGGUCGGCAGCGCCUUGGUCCUGGCAUCUGUCGCCUGCUUUUCGCUGGCGUUGCAAUGGGGCGGCCUCUCCAAGUCGUGGUCCAACAGCGAUGUCAUUGGCACGUUGGUCGGGUUUUUCGUCCUCGCCGUCGUAUGCGGCAUAAAUGAGGUUUGGAUGGGUGAGAGGGCGUCCAUUGUCCCUCGACUCCUCAAAGUACGCCGCAUCCUGGUCAAUCAGUUCGUCGUCUUCCUUAAUUCGUCGGGGCAGUUCAUCCUCGUAUACUACCUUCCCAUCUACUUUCAGUCGCUGCUGAAUGAUACUCCUCUCCAGUCAGCCGUGCACAACCUUCCCUUCCUCGUCGGAGGCCUCUUCUCCAUGGCCUCGGGAGCCCUUCUCACCGCGACAAACCAGUGGCUCCCAUUCCUGGCGCCCGGCGCCGCCCUCUGCGCCGUGGGUGGUGGUUUGAUCUACACGAUGGACAUCAACACUCCGACCGCGAAAUGGGCUGGAUACCAGCUUCUCGCCGGCUCAAUGACGGGCUUUGUGUCUCAGAUUCCAAUCAUGGCCAAUACAGCCAUUGUCGACAUGGCAGACAUGGGCUCUACCUCCGCCAUGACCCUCCUCUUCCAGCUCCUUGGUGGCUCUUUCUCCGUCGGCGCUGCGCAAUCCAUAUUCAGCAACCUCCUUCUGAAGCACAUUGCUGAGACGGCCCCAACCAUUUCGCCGACGCUUGUCCUCGCUACCGGUGCGUCAGGCUUGCGACAGGCUUUUACAGCUGAAGAGCUUCCUUUCAUCCUGGACGGAUAUACUAAGGCUCUGAAGGGAGCCUUUGCCUUGGCUACUGCCAUGAUGUCCGCGGGCUGCGUCGCAAUCGCGUUUUUCAAAUGGGAGAAGCUUCGUCCUGAUGCGCCUGCCGCGGGUGAGAAGGCACUGCACGAGGACACUCAGUCGGCUGCCGUCAGUUCAAGCGCGGGAGAAAGCUCCGAAGGUGGUAAUGCGACUGUUGAAAACAGCGAGAAGCCGGUGCAGGGUGAUUCUGUCCUUGAAACUGUCAAUUGAAUUUGAGCGACGAAGCCUAACCAAGAACGAAGACUCAGGAGUGAAUGAUGCUCAGAUAACGUCAGAUUGUUAUGAACGAUGAGCUGUUACCAUAGAAUGCAAAAUAGGUAUCGCGAGUUUCUUUUAGUUUAGUAAUGAGGGGACGGCAACUUAUGGACUUUGACCUUUUGAGUUUUCAAUUGUGACCCAUGGUCACAGUGGAACAUUGUAACAAAAAUAGGGAUAUUAGGGGUACAAGCUUGUUUAGUAUAUAGACUUAUAAGUAACUAAUAACACUAUUAAAAGUGUUAAAUUUUUAAAUUUUAACGAUUUUUUUUUAUAUGUAAAAUCUAAGGUAAUUUAUUUACUAUUAUAAUAAAAGAUAAUAGUAAUAUAACUAUAUAAAUUAUAGCUAAAGUAUUUAAAUUUAAAGUAAUUAAUUUAUUUUUAAAA